Mya arenaria is the source of this 2293-nucleotide messenger RNA. Its product is annotated as isocitrate dehydrogenase [NADP], mitochondrial-like. Gene Ontology annotation, cellular component: mitochondrion. Gene Ontology annotation, molecular function: NAD binding; isocitrate dehydrogenase (NADP+) activity; magnesium ion binding. Lineage: Eukaryota; Metazoa; Mollusca; Bivalvia; Myida; Myidae. The transcript has 10 exons. The record is from RefSeq and is a predicted model, not a curated record. Gene Ontology annotation, biological process: isocitrate metabolic process. Bases 54 to 1394 code for a protein of 446 amino acids.
GACUGAGUCCUUCCAGUUUCCUGUGCCGGUAUUCUACACACAAGGGCGAAAAGAUGGCAAGUUCGGUGGCGAAAAUUGUGAAAGCAGUCAGCAGAAAAAACUGUCAGCUGCAGAAUUUUGUUGCACCGGCAAGUCUGGGUGUCCAGCAAAAAAGACAAUAUGGAGACCAUAAACGCAUCAAGGUGGCCAAUCCAGUUGUAGAGCUUGAUGGAGAUGAGAUGACCCGCAUCAUCUGGGAGAAGAUCAAGGAAAAGUUGAUCUUUCCGUACCUUGAUGUUGACUGCAAGUACUACGAUCUGGGUCUUCCAUACCGUGAUGCCACAGACGACCAAGUGACCAUCGACUCUGCCGAAGCCAUCAAGAAGUACAAUGUGGGCAUCAAAUGUGCCACCAUCACCCCUGAUGAGGCCCGUGUUGAAGAGUUCAAGUUAAAGAAGAUGUGGUUGUCCCCUAAUGGCACAAUCAGGAACAUCCUGGGCGGCACAGUGUUCCGGGAGCCAAUCAUCUGUGAGAAAAUUCCCAAGCUGGUUCCCGGCUGGACCGAAGCCAUUGUGAUUGGCAGACAUGCCUUUGGUGAUCAGUACAAGGCAACAGACAUGGUGUUUGAUGGCCCCGGAAAGUUUGAGGUGGCCUGGACCCCGGUUGGCGGGAGUGAGACCAAGACCCAGGUGUUUGAGUUCAAGAAUGGGGGUGGUUGUGGAAUGGCCAUGUACAACACUGACGAGUCAAUCACAGGUUUCGCACACGCGUGUUUCCAGUAUGCAAUUAUGAAGAAAUGGCCACUGUACAUGAGCACAAAGAACACAAUUCUGAAGAGAUAUGAUGGCAGAUUUAAGGACAUCUUUGAGGAAAUCUACCAGGCCAAGUAUGUUAAGGAGUUUGAGAAGCUUGGCAUCUGGUACGAGCAUCGCCUCAUUGACGAUAUGGUCGCACAAGCUCUCAAGUCUAGUGGAGGGUUCGUGUGGGCUUGCAAGAACUAUGAUGGUGAUGUGCAGUCAGAUGUUGUUGCUCAGGGAUACGGAUCUCUUGGUCUAAUGACCAGCGUGUUGGUUUGUCCAGAUGGUAAAACAAUUGAGGCUGAGGCUGCCCAUGGAACUGUCACCAGACAUUACAGGGAACACCAGAAGGGCAACCCAACCAGCACAAACCCGGUUGCCAGCAUUUUCGCUUGGACAAGAGGUUUAGAGCACCGAGGCAAGCUGGACAACAACCCAGAACUCCAGCGCUGGGCAUCACAACUUGAGAAGGCGUGCAUUUCCACAGUUGACAGUGGAAAGAUGACAAAGGAUCUGGCAGGAUGUAUCUAUGGCCUUAAGAAUGUGAAGCCAGAGCACUACCUGAACACCAUGGAUUUCCUGGAUGCUAUUGACGAAACCUUCCAGAAGAUGCAGUAACAAGCUCAUGACUGUGAUACCAACUCAAUUACAUUCAACAGAACGAAUAAGAAUCGUAUAGAAGUAUUUGUGUUUUGAUCUAAUGCAACGAUGUUUUGAAUGAGUGAAUACUUUUCAGGUGCAGCUUUAUAUUGAAAUUGACAAUGUUACUGUAAUUGAAUGGUAAUUUAUAUGACUUUUACCUUCUUUUGGAGAUUUUACCAUUUUUGAUGAUUCUAAAGAUAUUGAUACAGUAUAAAAUAACGCUGACAUAACUAGAAUACUGAAGAGUGUUAUGUAAAUAAUAUUUAUUUUUGUCUACCCUACAAUGCCAACGAGUUAAAAAAAAUCAAUCAAUUACGAGGUGUUGGCUAUAUGUUUUUCCUGUGUUAAAAUGGCAUUUUGUUAUUGUAUAUUUACAAGCAUUAAAAUGCUAGUCAAAUAGAUUUAUGUGCUGUUUUUCUUAUCAAACUCCACCUGCAGACCUGUAUGCAUUGAUAAACCUUUCUGAAAUUGAUUUUUACCAUUUUGUCUUUGGCAGCCAACUUUUCAGUAUUUUUAUCAUUCAUUAGUAGUGCCAUUGUUCAUUUUUUCUAUUGAUCUUUUUCUGCCCAUAUUAGCACCCUUUUGCUAUUUUGAGACUUUAAUUAAUACCUUACGAUGCAACUAGAUUGUGAUGCAUCAUGUGUUAAAGGCCAUUAGAGAGAAUACUACUGUUGGGUCAGGGGACCAUUUGUUGACACUGUCUGCUGUGCUAACCCUUUGACUUUCUGCCUAGACAUGAAAUAUUUAGUUGUGUUUUGGAAGUCUAUGUAGAGUUGUCAGAUGGAGGUGUCUUACUGCUGUAUGCAAGUCUCACUUCGUUAUUUGUGUGAAAUUAACUAGGUUUGGAACAAAACUGAAAUAAAAAGAAGAAAAUA